CAACAAGAAACUCUUGUUUCGCAGCAAAGCAGCAGGCUCGAUCCCAUGUUUUAGCCGUUAACCACAAUCAAUCCUCGGAUGAUUGUGUCUGAAUCGGAGUUUAAUCCACGCACUCGCAAGUGAAGCCCAAAAGUUGAAAUCUUGGGUAUACCCAUUUGCAGAUGGAGUCCCCUCCUCCACCUCCACCUCCUCCUCCUCCUCCGCCGCCGCCAACGCCGGCGGCGGCUGUGGCGGCGGCGGCGGCUGACGUGCCUUCUCCGACGGGAUCGCAAGCAUCUCGUUACAAGCCCGUUUGGCGCCUUCUCUUGAUUUCAAACUUCGUCCUCGGUGCUUAUAUCUUCUCACGAGCCGGGAAAAGGGACAAGAUUAAAACUGCUGACCGUAGGGUAGAAGAGAGUAAAGCGGAAAAAGAAGUGUCUGCUUCUCCACCAAUAAAUAUGGAUGUUUAUGCAGAGGAAUCCCUCCUUCAGUCCUUGGGCAGGGAGCCUGUGAAAAUUCUUCAGCCCAUUCCUGAAGAAGAAAAACGGGAGCUAUACAAAUGGAUUCUAGAAGAGAAAAGGAAAGUGAAACCCAAGAGCCGUGAAGAGAAAAAGCAAAUUGACGAGGAAAAGGCCAUCCUUAAACAGUUCAUUCGUGCAGAAUCUAUUCCGGAUUUAUAGCUAAUUGUUCCCAUUCCUCCUCAAUAGAUGGUUAGUUAACAUUUUUUACUUACAAGAGCUGCUUUCAGGAUAUGCACAUUUUUGUAGAUCGAUAACUAAUGAUCUACUGGUCGGCCGAGGCUUUUCUGCUAUGCUCGAGCUGCAUGACCAGCACUUCCCUUGAAUGGGCGGGUUUUGCAGCUGUAGCUGGAAAAAGUAAUAAUUCUAUUGAGCUCUGGGAGAAACUGACAUCACAUUUUUGUGGUUUCUUGGCAUGCAAGAUGCAAAAUACCCAAGCCUUUAAUAUCGGCGGCUUCGGUCAUGUGAGGGCUGUACACAGUGCACGGGAGCUGAUAUAGAGUCACCAGAAGCUCCUCCAAGAGAAACCUUACAACUAUUAGAGCAUUAUUUCUUUGACCACUAAUCAACUCACACGUGAGCGUUGCUAGUGAGGUUGAAAUUUUAUCUCCUCACAAUUGUUUCA
Molecule: messenger RNA, 1122 nt
Organism: Eucalyptus grandis
Lineage: Eukaryota; Viridiplantae; Streptophyta; Magnoliopsida; Myrtales; Myrtaceae
Product: protein STRUBBELIG-RECEPTOR FAMILY 3
Exons: 2
Coding region: 162-659 (165 amino acids)
Source: RefSeq, a predicted model, not a curated record